Messenger RNA from Echinococcus granulosus, 3000 nucleotides. RefSeq names its product GPI ethanolamine phosphate transferase. Gene Ontology annotation, molecular function: mannose-ethanolamine phosphotransferase activity. The transcript is spliced from 22 exons. Gene Ontology annotation, biological process: GPI anchor biosynthetic process. Gene Ontology annotation, cellular component: endoplasmic reticulum membrane. Bases 1 to 3000 code for a protein of 999 amino acids. NCBI's taxonomy places the organism in Eukaryota, Metazoa, Platyhelminthes, Cestoda, Cyclophyllidea, Taeniidae. The record is from RefSeq and is a predicted model, not a curated record.
AUGGUCUCGUCGACAUUUCGCACACUUUUAUCAGUUGUUCUGUACAUUUUAUUAUUUUAUUCCAUUUUCGAUGUUUAUUAUACGUCACCACUCGUACAUGGGAUGGACUACAAGCGUCCGUCUCGCCCUAGCUUAGUUGGGACAGUCGUGUUCAUCGUUGCAGAUGGUCUUCGUUACGACAAGCUUUUUACGCUUGAAAUGGAGAACACCCCAACACUAAGGGGCAUCAUUUUGAAUGAGGGCAGUUGGGGGUAUUCGCACACGAGGGUCCCUACCGAGUCUCGUCCUGGUCAUGUUGCUCUUUUCGCUGGAUUUUAUGAAGACGUGGCUUCAAUCACCAAAGGAUGGCAAGCGAAUGCUGUCGAGUUUGACUCCAUCUUCAAUCGCUCUUACCAGGCUUUUGCAUGGGGCGGUCCUGAUGUGGUCCCUAUGUUUCAACCCCUUCAUCGUGUUGGAGAUGCACGAGUUAAGAUAGAAAGCUAUCCACACGUCAUGCUCGAUUUCACCGCCGAAAAUAUAACUCAAGUUGACGACUGGGUUGUUGACCGAUUUUCGGAUUUCAUGAAAACACAUUCUCAUCUCCUACUGAAAACAAAUUCAUCAGAAUCACCCGAAGAUGGCUUUCGUAAAGGCAAUUUCAUCUUUCUUCAUCUCAGUGCGGCUGACCAAAUGGGGCACACAAAAAAGCCAGAUUCUGAAGCCUACACUGCGAUGAUUCAUAAUCUCGAUACUAAUAUCGCUCGCAUUCUCGCGAUCUUUAAGGAACAUCCCAACAUUGCUCAAGAAACCGCAUUCAUAUUCACCUCGGAUCACGGAAUGACUGAUUGGGGCAGUCAUGGAGCAGGGUCGGCGCAUGAGACGAUAGCACCGCUAAUUGUUUGGGGCAAGCAUAUUCCCCGGCCGAUGUCAGCAAAUUGGCACUCUCAUCUGUUGCCAUUCACGCGUAACCUGGGUCGACACGAUAUUCACCAAGCUGAUCUCUGCCCAUUGAUUGCGUGUCUCCUUGGUAUCGCGAUUCCAGCCAACUCUGUUGGUGAACUACCUCUCGAUCUUUUGGAUGUGGACUCAUCGGUAAAAGUUGGCCUUAUCAGAGAGAAUGCUCUGCAUAUUCUCAAGCAACUACAUAUCAAAUACGAAGAGCAGAAAGCUGGUCAUUACCAUUUCUUAUUUCGCGAAUUCAGUAAAUUUACACAAAAGCAGAUAGACAGUAUGCUGGAGAGUGCAGCCUUACAGGCGACGAACCAUGACUACGUUGCGGCUAUUGAAACAUAUCGAAGGAUUAUUAGAUUGAGCCUGGAGGGACUGGACUACUACCAUAAAUAUGGUCGAUUUUUUAUGGGCCUUGCUAUCAAACAUUCGUACAUCAAGAGAGGAGAGCUUGGUUUUUCUAUUGGCGACACAAAGGUUUCACUCAUAGGUCCUCGCACUUGCUUGUUGGAGCUACUAACUGGCGCGGCUUGGCGUGCUGCGCGGCUAUCAUACGCAGUCUGGUCGCUGCUUCUCUACGUGGACACAUUCUGCCAUUCGGACCCUAAGCCUAGAGGGAAUGAGCAUAAGAGGACGAAGCCUGAUUCCUGGGUCUUGGCGCUUUCGUUAUUUAUUGCUAUCGUUAUUCUUGGUUUUCUAAGCAACGCUCAUCAUCAAUCUCUUUUGCGGACCUUUUAUCAAAUCCUUCCGCUUAUUCUGGGUCUAAUUCUACUAUGGACGCCAAGGUAUCGUCAGGGCUUGUUCCAUCUCUUUUGUCGUACUCAUUCUUUCAAGGCUGUCGGUGAGAAGAAACAAAGUGGCUCCAAAUAUGGCUUGAUGUUAGCUCUCCUGGUCAUGCUCAUGGAAUUUGGGCUCUGGGGCUUCGUGCAUCGUUCUUUGCUCUCCUUUGGAGCCAUAUUCCUCGGUACUUGGCCGUAUCUGGAUUCCACUUUCAUUAAACUACGAAAUAGACCAAAAUUGCAGCGAAUAUGGUGCUGCGCUUGCUGCGUGCUGGCGAUCUUUCCCUUACUACCCCUGGUUGGGUCUUUCACUUCUCCCACUCUCGUACUUUUCUCAAAUAUUUGUACAUCAAUGUUGGCUUUCGUCCUUCUUCGGAUCUGUCGAAGGUCUGAACAUGUGCUUCCAUGGUACAGAGAACCAAAUUACCUUUUGAUAUUCGAGUCGCUUGUUAGUGGCUUGUUAGUCUUCCUUGUUCGCACUCUGGUGUCGUGGUCAGUCUCGAUCCCAAUUCUCGUCCAUGUCAUUUGUUGGAUCCUCUUAAUUGCUUCACCACUGCUUGCCUUAUUCAACAAGAAUUUCGUCGUCUGCGAAAGGCUUGUUGGUCUGACUUUGGCCUUCUUCAUUCCCUUCAGCCUUAUGAACGUAUUCUACGAGGGAUUGUUUUUUCUCACAUUUGCCACAGUAUUGUUCACGUGGAUCUGGCUCGAAUCGGAUUUGGAAUUUCAUGAGUUCUACUCGCUCAAAUUGACAACUGAAUCGCAGGGAAAACCUCCUAGCACUGGUGGCCUCUUCCACGUGGAUUUAGCGAGUCUUCGCCGACCGCUCUUUUACGUAUUUUUUGUUAUUUACUCGUUCUUUGGUACUGGGAAUAUCGCCAGCAUCAAUACAUUCGACCCAGUAUCGGUGUACUGUUUCAUGACAGUCCUCAAUCCCGCAGCAAUGGGUGCCCUCCUCAUUUUCAAGAUCCUCUGUCCUAUCGUGUUGGUCGGAAUUGCGUACAGCCUGAUAGGUCGAGUCAAAGAGAGUCUGGGAAGUGCUACUGCCUCCUCUCCAGUUCAUGGUGCGCUCCACCCGGAAACUACAUUCCUUAUGAUAAUUGCCAACUUCCUUGCGGUGCACUUUUUUGCUAUGUUGAAGGAUGAGGGCUCGUGGCUAGACAUCGGGGAGAGCAUCAGCCACUACGUGAUUGCCAUGUCUAUUGGAUUGGCCAGUGUCGUCCUCUCCCACCUCGGCAGUUGGAUGCUGGUACCCACGUGGGUGAAAACUCACUCUGACAGGAUGAAAUUUUUGUAG